CAAACAGUUGUUGGACUUCAACAAGCUAGCGAAUGGUAACCCUGACAAAAACAGGUCCAACGUACUUUUCCCGGAUAGUGAGAUACCUGCGAGACCGGCACCGCCUGAAUUUCCUUUAUUUAACAAUUCGCACCGUCAGCACCGGCAGGUGUAAUCAGGACAAGCAUCCCUGUCGCUAACGUUAGCCACUGAAACAUGCUCAUUUCUCGGAGUGUGACGCCUGUUUUUUUUCUCGCUGCCGCUGGUCGAGGGUUGUGAUGCGAAUCGACUUGCUGCACGACAGAGGGUGAGACAAGAGCUACGGUCGGAAAAUAUUUUCUUGACACAGAAGAAUGGACUUUAACGCUGGGAAACAGACAGAUUCACGCAAAGAAGGGGGCAUGCGACUGCACACAGGCCUGGAUAUCAUUGUUGGGCAACAACUUUAGCAAGCUAGCUAACGUUAGCUCCCUUAAUUCAUGCAAAUGAACUGGUUUAGUCUCGGGCUGUAAGCUCACUUUGCUAGCGUAAUGGAGGCACCCUGAGUGACCUGUUCAUUUUAAAUUGACUGUCCUGGUCUCGUAAAUAGUGCUGGAAAUGUGCUGACGACCAGGAAGCCUUUCAUUUGUUCCCUUUUGGAGCAAUAGGACACGGCUGGCACAAAUUAAUAGGUGGCAACUUAUUAUCUGUGGCUGCUUCACUGAUAGCCGAGAAAAGUUGACAAAUAUAAAACUAUCUCUUUCACACUGAUAUAUGUGUUUUAAGAUUUGUGCUAAAAUGCACUGCAAUUAUGUCUCUAUUUCAGCAUUGAGGGAGAAUAACCGGUGUUGUAGGCCAGUGUAGUAGUGACUAUGAUCACAUUAUCCAUUAAAACAGUACGUUAGUCAAAAUCUUGGUAUAAUUUGCUGAUAGCACUUGAAUUAAUCAGGAGUAGGAUAGCUGCACAUCUCAGAGCAUUGUAGUGAGACAGAGGAAGGAGAUAAGCGUUUUCAUGCCAGUUGGUUCCUAGUUACUGUUUAACUUUAUAUCCAGGCUGUCUGGCACAGUAAAAGACUCAGUUUCACUGGAAAUGAAAACAUGAAUAUCGAAGAGCAGUGUCUAGAUUUGUGCAAUGUCAAGACAAAAAGCAGUGUGGAUGGUGAUCACAACACUACCAACAACACAGAUGGGGUCAUUCCCCGGAUCUCAGAACUGAUGAUGGACAGUAACACAGAAAAACAAACUAUUGUUCCUACAGAGGCCUCUGAAACGUACCUGAUGCCUCAGCUCACCGUCAACCUUCAGGGGGCUGAGGAGGAUAACCACAAGGCACAAGACACACUGGAGAUUGAUGAGGUCAAUGGAAAUAGAAAGAGUAGUGCCCAAGACACCCCUGCUUUAGCAAAUCCCACUGACUUGAUUUUCUCUAAUAAUGAGCAGCAUAAGGACAAUAUUGGGGUGGAGAAAAUGAAAGAAGAUAAGGACAGUGAUCUUUCAAAGUUUGCCACCAGAGAUAGCGAUGAUGGUGCAGACAUGGACAUUGGUGUGGAUCUCAGUCUCGAUGAAAGUGGUGUGUUGGAAACUGAAUCAACAACUGACAAAUCAUUGUCAGAUAAUACCUUAGACUCAGACCGCAUGACACAUGAGGUCUCAGCGGGUACCACGGCAGAGAUUAAGUCAGAUGCAAACCAGAAGAGUAACACAGAAGCUCCUGCCAUAGAGCGGGCAGGGCUGUACCCCACAGUGGAGGAAGAAGAAGAUAAACACAAACCAAGUGGGAAAAGGGUGACGUUUCCAUCAGAUGAGGAUAUUGUGUCUGGAGCAGUAGAGCCCAAAGACCCCUGGAGACAUGCUCAGAACGUGACCGUGGAGGAGAUCCUUUCUUCAUACAAACAGGGCUGUCAGAAGCUCAACUGUAAACCCAUACCUAAAGUGCUCAAACAGAUACAGGAACUGAAAGACCUGACACAGCGAAAUGAAUGCUUAGAUCUAAAAGGUGAAAAGCUGGACUACAAGGCGUGUGAGUCUCUGGAGGAGAUUUUGAAGAGGGUCCAGUUUAAAGUGAUAGACCUGGAGCAGACAAACUUGGACGAAGAUGGUGCAUCUGCUCUGUUUGAUAUGAUAGAGUACUAUGAGUCAGCCACACAUCUCAACAUCUCCUUCAACAAGCACAUCGGCACACGGGGAUGGCAGGCUGCAGCCCAUAUGAUGAGAAAGACGAGCUCUCUGCAGUAUCUCGACGCCCGUAACACUCCUCUGCUGGACCAUUCAGCUCCCUUUGUAGCACGAGCGCUCAGGAUCAGUGGCAGCCUGGCAGUCCUCCACCUGGAGAAUGCUGGCCUGUCUGGCAGACCUCUCAUGUUACUGGCCACUGCUCUGAAGAUGAAUAUGAACCUGCGGGAGUUGUACCUGGCGGACAAUAAGCUCAAUGGCCUCCAGGACUCGGCUCAACUUGGAAACCUGCUGAAGUUUAACUACAACAUUCAGAUCCUGGAUUUACGCAACAACCACAUCCUUGACUCUGGUCUGGCUUAUGUGUGUGAAGGACUAAAAGAGCAGAGGAAAGGCCUUGUCACUUUGGUGCUAUGGAACAACCAGCUCACACAUAAUGGCAUGAGCUACCUCGCUGCUGCACUGCCAUGCACACAGAGUCUGGAGACUCUGAAUCUCGGCCAUAACUCUGUGGGUAACGAAGGGGUCCACAAGCUGAAAGACGGACUGAUUGGAAACCGCUCUGUGCUCAGGCUGGGACUCGCUUCCACCAAGUUGUCCUGUGAAGGAGCUGUGGCCGUGGCUGAAUUCAUCGCCGAAAGCCCCAGACUUCUGCGCCUCGACCUUCGUGAGAAUGAGAUCAAAACUGGAGGACUGAUGGCUCUGUCUCUUGCCCUAAAAGUCAAUACUUCUUUGCUACGUCUGGACCUCGACCGGGAGCCUAAAAAAGAAACUGUAAAGAGUUUCAUCGAGACCCAGCGUGCCCUGUUGGCUGAAAUCCAAAAUGGCUGCAAGAGGAACUUCAUUCUGGCUAAAGAAAAAGAGGAAACAGAGCAGAAGAUGAGGCAGUCAGCAUCCAUGGCUGAGAUCGCCACAGAAGAGGGAACAAGAGAAGAAGAGGAGGAACAAACAUCAGAGGAGAAAGGUGACAAACAAGAAAAAGAGGGUGAAGAAGGAGGGGGCCAAACAACAGAAAAUGAAGGAGAGACAAGUAGCCAGUCAGGAACAAGUCCUGAAACAAUUGUUCAUCAAACGACGGUGGAGUCAGACUCGGACACUGAGGAUGAGGAGGAGGAGGUGCUUUCAAAGGCCCCGUCCACCUCGGACUCCUCUCCUGCACCUCAGACCCAGACUGGGGUUUCACAGCCUCCCCUCAGUGCCUCCCAUUCAUCGCCGUCAGCCUCUCCUGCUGCAGGACCAAGUGUCAUGUCCAGCAUUACAGUCACAGAAUCCCCUGUUCCCACCGGCGCCCCUCCAUCACCAGGACGCUGUAUUUCGGUCUCCAGCCCAGGCAGGGGUCAUAAGAUCUUCAUGGUUACUCGAGUUGAGAGCCCCCCUGAGCAACAGCAGCUACAGCUUCAACCUCAGAAGGAUCAGGGACAGAUAAGUGCACGUGCAGCUUCCAGCCUGGCUAAAGACGCCUCCAUGAAACCUGCAGAAGUCGACACACCACCACAGCAGACUCAGACUGCGUUGCACACACCUACACAAACACAACUGACACAGGAGGAUGUGAAGAACAGUUCACCUGCUCUGUCUAUAGACUGUAAACUGACAGAACAGAGUCCUGUUCCACACUUAGAGUCUGCUCUACAUACUUCACACAUCCACACACUAGAGCCUCAGUCUGGGAGUCAACCCACAAAGGAUGUAACAGCAAGCACUUUAGACCCUGAAGUGACAAAUCCAAGCAUACAUGUACCAGCCCUGCCUUUAAUUUCCUCACCAGUAGAGUCUGCAGCAUGUCCCCUCACUGAGGAAGUAACAGAGGGCACUAAAGAGCCCCAGUCCAAUAGUGUAGAACAGAAGCUUUCUAAAGAAACAAAGGCUGGAGAGGAUAAGGAGCAUCUGCUAGGAGAGGAGUGUGAACAGUCUGACAGACUCCUCACAGAGGAAAUACAGCAGCAGCCAGUAGCAUCUGCACUCGAACAACAAGUGAACGAGUUAGCAUCUGCAUCAGAGCAGCCCUGCCCACUGAACCAUACAAAGGCGGAAGAGGAGGAGCAGAAGCAGGAAGCAGUAAUCAGGCCCUCUGAAGACCAGAAGAGUUUAACAGAGACAAAUGACUGCCAGCUCAUUCAAGAAGAGCUCAGUCCAAAGCCAGUGAGUGACCUGCCACAAAUAGAGGCAGGGAAACAGGAAGAACCGCAGCCUGUCGUCUCUGUCCACACUGAUGAACAGUCAGUGUCUGUGACUGAAGGGAACACACAGGAGCCCAAUCCACAAGCUGGGGAAGCCUCAGAGGAUGAGAGCUCCACAGAUGAUGGUGAGUGUUUAGCCGAGGCUCUGAUCAGCAUGGACGAGGAGGUCACAGGUACAGCUCUGCCCAACGGCCUGAAGCCUGAGUUCUCACUCCAUCUGCUGGACCCCGAGAGCCCCAAACCUGGCAGCUGCGUCAUGGAGCAUGUGAGCGUCAGCUGUGGACAGGACCUGGAGGAGCUGCUGCUAGAAGCCAGUUUGGAGACGGGGAGAGAUGCACCAUGAGGCUUUGAGGGACUAUGAGGACGGGAGGAAACAGCUCUCUGGUUGCUCUACACUGUUUUGUCAUUUCUCUAAUUUUUACCACAAACUCAACCUUUCCAUAAAGGACAGAAGACCCGGUUUUUACAGCCGAAGCUCUGUGCAAGAAAUUUAUGGAAAAGACACAAAAGACUAAAUCAAGCCUCAAGCUUGGCUGUAACAAACAAGAAAUUCUCCACAUUCACACUACAUCGACCACUGAAACACACAAACCAGUAUGUCAACACUGAAUAUGAGAAAGAUGGCAAAGGACAAAUAAAGUCACUGUUAGCACUACAUAUUUUCAAUCUGCAAUCUUUACACUUGAGCAGCCACCUGUGAGCGAGACAAGUGGGGAAGGUGGAAGGAGUAUGAAACACUAACCAAAGACAGAACACAGACCUUUAUCACACCGCUACUCGCUCUAUUGUGUUGAUUUUGACUGUCGUUGAAGAAAUUCAGAGAAUUUUUUCACCAUGCACACAUACAAAGCGGUAAUAAGUAAAGCGGGGCCCUAGUCUGAGUCCCCGCUGGUUGGACCUGCUGGCUUUAAACAAGCAGAACGUUUGUUCGACCGAUGGAAAUGAGGCUUUUAUAUCCAACGAAGCUGAAGACUUUAACGUGUCUGUUUAAAUGUCAAAGUUUUAUGUCUGUGUCCUCAGCCCGUUCCUUCAAACCUCUCCCCGGGACUAAAACUCUGUUAAGGGACCUCUGCCAAAGUGACCUCCCUCACGUCUUUCUGUUUUUUCAUCCUCUGCUCACUUGGGCCCCUCCCUCAGGAAUCAGCGUCCCCCUCCUCUGCUCAGCCCCUGUGACUCUGAUAUACGAGGAGCUGCCAAACUGCUCUACUCUUGCUACAACCAAACCGCUUCCAGGUUUGCUUUCAAAGCCUCCAAGUCGAUAAUUUGCGUCGCAGUGAAAACCCCCAAACCCGUCUGAUUUUGGUUGUUAUUCACAGUUUUAAAAAAGUAAUAAUUUUCCUUAUUCUCUGGUCUUUCGCGCUGUUAUCCAUCUGUCCGACCAGUCAUUGUGUGUGCAAUUUUUCAUGAGAAGUAGCUUGGCCUGUCGUCACUUCCCUUCUUCCACUGGUACUGUGUGCCAUCUCACCUUUCAGAUCCAGCUCCUCAUCCAUGUUGCCUUGAAAGUCACCUUGCUUUUUUUUUUUUUUUUUUGCUGCUUUAAGAAAUCAGUUUGUUUUUUUUUUAUUUUAUAGCUAUAUGACCCUUUCCUGAUUAAUUUUCCCCCUUAUCCUCCUCCUUGUUUUAAUUUUUCUUUCCGGUGGGGGUUGCUUUUAAAGAUGUCCCCCAUUUUUUGAUGUUUAUUUCAGAUUUAAACUAGAGCAAAUAUUUAGUUUUGAUUUUUUUUUUUUUUUUUUUUUUGGGGGGGGGGGGGGGGGGUUCUGUGUCAGACAGAAGAGUAAAUAUGAUUGAAUGGUUGACUAUUGGAAACAGUUGGGGUGCAGUUAUAAACACAAGGAUUGCUUUGUUCUGGAAGAGCAGCAACUGUCAUGUUUCAUGUAGUUAUAAUUCCAAAAUCUGCUGGGUGAAGCUGUGGCCACAAGGGGGCGCUGGUGUUCGUGUUUUUGUAUUUUUUUUCCCCACUGUGGAGACUGAACUUAUGGUAAUUUGACCAUCACAGAAUAAAGACACUGAUAUCUCUGCUCACGUACAACUACUGUCCAGAGUUUUCCAGAGCAAAAGUAUUUUGAGUGUCAGCUUCAUCAUCAUCAUCUUCAUGUGCGUGCGUGUGGAGAUUCACCUCUUCGCUCUCGUCUCAGUUCUCUGAAGUAAAAGCAGACAGGGGCGUGUUUGUUUUGUUUCUCAUUCUUUUGGAUGAAGCAGCAUUCGACCCUCCCGCUCUCCACCCUCGCUCCCCAACAGAUGGAUCCGAGAGCUAAAAAUCAACAUCGGUGUGCUGCCCCCCACUGUUUGUAAUGCUUUAAUUUUUAGAAAUUUUUAAUAAUAAUUUGUUAAAUUAAUUGAAAUGUGCUGGUAAUCACAAAGACAUGUAUGGCAAAAUUUGUUCUCUCCAAUAAAUGCAUGUAAUAACUAA
Sphaeramia orbicularis (orbiculate cardinalfish) is the source of this 6720-nucleotide messenger RNA. It is a transcript of the gene ppp1r37, whose product is annotated as protein phosphatase 1, regulatory subunit 37. Gene Ontology annotation, molecular function: protein binding. NCBI's taxonomy places the organism in Eukaryota, Metazoa, Chordata, Actinopteri, Kurtiformes, Apogonidae. The coding region runs from base 1057 to 4653 and encodes 1198 amino acids. The transcript is spliced from 13 exons. The record is from RefSeq and is a predicted model, not a curated record.